Messenger RNA from Lottia gigantea (owl limpet), 1167 nucleotides. RefSeq lists its product as hypothetical. Gene Ontology annotation, cellular component: glucosidase II complex. Gene Ontology annotation, biological process: N-glycan processing. Lineage: Eukaryota; Metazoa; Mollusca; Gastropoda; Lottiidae. The record is from RefSeq and is a predicted model, not a curated record. The transcript has 7 exons. Bases 1 to 1167 code for a protein of 388 amino acids.
AUGUCACGUGAUUUAGUAAAAAUUCAAAAUGGCUGCGCCCAUAUACUGAUUGAUGAUGUAAAAAGGAUGAAGAAUGCCUUAGAUCUGUCAGAAAUGAAAAUUAAAACAUGCUUUUUUAGAAGAUUGUUUCGGCGCCGAAAGUACCAGACUCUGCUACUCUUGGUCUUUAUAGCGCUAUGCUUCUUUUUCCUGCAGUUCUUUUCCAUGCGCAAAUUGUCGAUAUGGAAUCGCCUGCGAGCAGACGAAGAAUUCCUAAACAUUAAGCAACUGAGUGACAUCGACGAUGAAGAAGUUUUCAAGGAAAAAUUAAAAAUGGCGGAAGAGACAAUGCAAAAGCAACAAGAAUCUAAAGCAUUAUUAAAUGGUGUACAUAGAAAAGAUGAAAAAUUUUACCGUCCAGAUGCAAAUGGUUCUUUUACUUGUCUUCAGGAUAAGAUAAAGAUAGACUUCUCUCAGGUGAACGAUGAUUUUUGUGAUUGUCCUGAUUCUACUGAUGAACCAGGUACCAAUGCUUGUCCCCAUUCCAAAUUUUAUUGUAAAUAUCAGAUUCCAAAUGAAGAAGCAGUAUUAAUAACAGGAAGUAAAGUGAAUGAUGGGAUAUGUGAUUGUUGUGAUGGUAGCGAUGAAUACGCUGGUCACAUGGUCCCCGCCAUUUACAUUAUCUUAGAUAAAAUAUUUUUGAAGAAGUAUUCAGUCUUCCAAACGCCGUGUCAGAAUCGCUGUCAGAAAGGGUUAGAGGUCAAAGCUCAAAGUGAAAGGGUCAGGAGAAUUGGUACUAAGUUGAAAUUGAGUUAUUUGGAGGCGGGGAAAAAAGCUACUGUCAGAUCGGCCUACGGUCCAGAAAAUGUGUUCUUUAAGCUCAGUUCCCAGUGUUUUACUCUAGAAAAGACGAUAUACGAAUACAAGAUCUGUCCUUUUGUAUCCGUGACUCAAGUGGAUUUUCCUCAGGCAACCUUCAAUCUGGGCAAAACACCUCAAUGGUUGAAACAGGUCAAGGGAGAUUACUCUCUUUUAAUGAAGAAUGGUGACAACCGUCUGUGUCCUGAAGGCGUUUCAAGAAGCACUAAGAUCCGUUUUUUCUGCGGUCUACAAGAUCUACCAUUGUCUAUAAAUGAAGAUGAAAAAUGUACUUAUAUUGUUAAAUUUAUGACUCCUGCAGCUUGUUGA